CAGGGAAUUAUGUCUGUGCGAUAUGAAGCAGGAACACUAGAAGUAAUGGGUGAAAUCUUUAUAAGGGAAUUAAAAAGAAUAGGUUUUGCAAUUUAUACCCAGUUUAAUGAUUAGAAGUGGCUGUAGAACGAGUAAAGAUGUCUCAGAGUAGUUAGUAAUUAAGGAAAGAUGUUAAACAGGUUACUGCCAAGUGAAGAUUAAUCAGCCUAUUGAAAUAUUUAGUGAUUCUUGAAUAACCCAGGGUCAUUCCAAAGGUGCACACUUAUUGGUCUCUCUCCCGGUAAACUAAUCUCACUAUAAUAUCAUUACAUGCUAUUCCCUUCGAUCUGCGGGUGUUUGCUAAGCUGGAAUUGGUGUUUAAGUCCCGUGUUAUGUUGUGUUUGGGCUAGGUCAUUUAAUUGCUGGUGAGUGUCAGAUCUGUUUAUGUGCCGGGCUGUGCUGACUCAGGUGAAGGAAAACCCUUGCACGUCUACACUCUCAGUGUCACUUAGUGCAGACCUCGUGAGGAGGAUGUGAAGGCAGGAGUGUCGCCCUGUGUGUCCUGCAAUGCCGAAUCGAUGUAUUGCGUUUGGGUGUACUGAAAAAAAGAACAAAAGAUCUGAUUCAUCCAUUACGUUUCACAAGCUGCCAAAGGAUCCCUGCAGGAGACAGAAAUGGGUCUUAGCUAUGCUAAGAGACGAGCACACACCAGGCAAGAAGGCGCGCCUCUGCUCCAGGCACUUUGGUCCAGAGGACUUCGACAGAGCGAGGCUACUGGAUGAUGCUGUGCCAAGUGUAUUCAAUGUUUUCCCUGUCCACCUGCAGAAAAAGAGAAAUAAAAGUGAGCGGGAGGAACGAGAACAGGUGUGCAGCGGUUAUUAGCUCAGAAAAUGAGAUUCCUCGUUGAUUCUUUUCUGGUACGCCAAGACUCGCUCAGGGGUCGUGGUGUCCCUCUGUAUUUCGGCAGGGAAGCGUAAAAUUAAGCUUCUUCCAGUAUGCAUCCAUGUCCGAGAUUCAAACAUUUUCGUCACUUCUCGUUAUUCUUCGAGUCAAAAAAAAAAAAAAGUAUUGAAAAAAAGUAAAUAUGUAAAUUGUAGUUUCUCUAACACGUUGCUCUCACUGUCCUUUUCUUUUUUUUAUUGGUUUGUUUAUAUUGUUAAAUUUUGUUAUAUUCUUUAUCUCAUUACUUUUUUUUCUUUAAAGUAAAAAUAAAAUAAAAACGUCAUAAUUCUU
Molecule: messenger RNA, 1212 nt
Organism: Scylla paramamosain (green mud crab)
Lineage: Eukaryota; Metazoa; Arthropoda; Malacostraca; Decapoda; Portunidae
Product: THAP domain-containing protein 2-like
Exons: 4
Coding region: 547-861 (104 amino acids)
Source: RefSeq, a predicted model, not a curated record